CCCGCACUGCAUUGUGGGUAGUCCCAGCUCAGCCCCGAAUACAAGGUAGCGGCGCGGUGCAUGCCGGUCGGAGCGGGGUGACAGCGGGGACGUCAGAGGCGAUCUCCCUCCUCCAUCAGCCUGCAGGAAGCCGGCAGGAAGAGCGGCCAUCAAUCCGGUCCUUCCUGUGCGAUAAGCGGCUCAGCUGUAUCCCGAGCAUCCGGGGAGGAGGAGGAAGAAGGGGGACGCCAUGGACAAGCUGACGGGGCUGGAGAGUUUAUCCGGAGGGGGCGGCACCGCCGGAGCAUCUGCUGCUAGGAAACCACCCCGGCCAUCCGCGCCCCCGUCAGUGCCCAGCUCUCGGCAGCCCAGCGUGGAGACCCUAGACAGCCCUACUGGAUCACACGUUGAAUGGUGCAAGCAGCUGAUUGCAGCCACAAUAUCCAGCCAGAUUUCCGGUUCUGUGCACCCAGAAAAUGUUUCCAAAGAUUACAGGGUCUUCAAGAGGCCCGAUCUAAGGGAGGCAGCAUUGAGGCACAGUGGUGUUGCAGGAAAGCAUCUGAAGUCCAAAGAGACUCAGGAAGACCGCAAUGGCUAUCAUUCAGAAACGGAGUCCGAGCAGGUGGCUUUAAGAGAUGGGAAUAAGCAGGCUCAGAUGGAGGAAGCACCAUUAUUUCCUGGAGAGUCAAUCAAGGCAAUUGCUAAAGAUGUUAUGUACAUUUGCCCAUUCUGGGGUGCGGUCAGUGGAACAUUAACUGUGACGGACUUCAAAAUGUACUUCAAAAACAUUGAAAGGGAUCCACCUUUCAUUCUGGAUGUCCCCCUUGGUGCAAUAAGCAGGGUGGAGAAAAUCGGAGUUCAGAGUCAAGGAAACAAUUCUUGUGGUAUAGAAAUUGUAUGCAAGGAUAUGAGGAACCUUCGGCUGGCCUACAAACUGGAAGAGCAGAGCAAGUUGGAAAUAUUUGAAAAUCUUACAAGGCACGCAUUUCCAAUUUCCAGUAGACUGCCUUUAUUUGCAUUCAGUUACAAAGAAAAAUUCUCUGUGAAUGGCUGGAAAGUUUAUGAUCCAACAACAGAAUACAAGAGACAGGGUUUGCCCAAUGAGAGCUGGAAGAUCACCAAGAUAAACAGUAACUAUGAACUAUGUGACACAUAUCCAGCCGUCUUCGUUGUACCUACAAGUGUAGCAGAUGACGACUUGGCCAGAGUGGCAGCUUUUAGAGCUAAAGGACGUAUUCCGGUGUUGUCCUGGAUCCACCCAGAAAGUCAGGCUACAAUAACUCGCUGUAGCCAGCCUUUAGUUGGGCCCAAUGAUAAGCGAUGUAAAGAAGAUGAAAAGUAUUUACAGACUAUAAUGGAUGCCAAUGCCCAAUCACACAAACUUAUUAUCUUUGAUGCCAGACAGAACAGUGUUGCUGACACCAACAAGGCAAAGGGUGGAGGGUAUGAAAGUGAGACCGCUUACCCCAACGCAGAGCUCGUUUUCCUGGAAAUCCACAACAUCCAUGUCAUGAGAGAAUCCCUGCGUAAGCUGAAGGAGAUCGUUUAUCCAGCCAUUGAUGAGUCACGCUGGCUAACGAAUGUGGAUGGGACACAUUGGCUUGAAUACAUACGGAUGCUCCUGGCUGGCGCAGUGAGGAUUGCUGAUAAAGUUGAAUCAAGUAAGACCUCUGUGGUCGUACAUUGCAGUGACGGCUGGGAUCGGACGGCACAGCUAACAUCUCUGGCUAUGCUAAUGCUGGACAGCUAUUACAGAACUAUCAAAGGAUUUGAGGUUCUAAUUGAAAAAGAGUGGAUAAGCUUUGGCCAUAGAUUCGCUAUGAGAGUCGGCCAUGGGAAUGACAAUCAUGCAGAUGCUGACAGAUCCCCAAUCUUCCUUCAGUUUAUUGACUGCGUAUGGCAAAUGACUAAUCAGUUUCCUGCAGCAUUUGAAUUUAAUGAACUUUUCCUCAUCACCAUUCUUGACCAUCUCUACAGCUGCUUGUUUGGAACAUUCUUGCAUAACAGUGAGCAACAAAAAGUGAAAGAGGAAGUGCAAACAAAGACUAUAGCUUUAUGGUCCUAUAUUAAUAGCCACAUGGAUGAAUUUACCAAUCCUUUUUAUGUGAAUUAUGAGCACCAUGUGCUGUAUCCAGUCGCCAGCUUUAGCCACUUGGAACUCUGGGUGAAUUAUUACAUAAGGUGGAACCCUCGGACCAGACCUCAGAUGCCAAUUCAUCAGAACCUUAAGGACCUCUUGGCCAUAAGGGCAGAGCUUCAGAAGAGGGUGGAAGAACUCCAGCGUGAAGCUACAACCAGAUCAAUUUCCUCCUCAUCGGACCGGGGAUCGUCCCCUUCUGCCACUCCAGUACACACGGCUGUCUGACCUGCAUUAGGAAGCAUGUGGCACUGUGUGAGGAUUCAUCUUGGCGUGCUGCCACCAGUGCUCUCAAGAAUCUGAGCUGUAUGGGGAGUUCGCUUCUGACACAUUUCAGGCACAGGAAUCAAUGCAAUCUUUCAAGGCUUUUCCUUUCUGCUGGAAACGGCAGCAUCAUACAUCAGCUGUGGCAUUUUAAGAAUAAGAAUUUCACCUUCUUGAAACUUGCAUGCUGAGAAUCAUUCCAUGAUCCCUUUCCAAACACACAAUGUGUAAAUAUUGUACUUGUUCGAUAUUGUUUACAAGCCUUAGGCCUAUACCGCACUUUCACCCUUCUAUCACACUAUAGUUGUAUAGCUCCCAUACAACUGCUCAAGGCCUUUGAAACACAUGUAAGUGAA
This is a messenger RNA of Nanorana parkeri, 2736 nucleotides long. RefSeq names its product myotubularin related protein 1 (gene MTMR1). The record is from RefSeq and is a predicted model, not a curated record. NCBI's taxonomy places the organism in Eukaryota, Metazoa, Chordata, Amphibia, Anura, Dicroglossidae. The transcript is spliced from 18 exons. Gene Ontology annotation, biological process: phosphatidylinositol dephosphorylation. The coding region runs from base 230 to 2344 and encodes 704 amino acids. Gene Ontology annotation, molecular function: phosphatidylinositol-3,5-bisphosphate 3-phosphatase activity.